Molecule: messenger RNA, 1120 nt
Organism: Callithrix jacchus (white-tufted-ear marmoset)
Lineage: Eukaryota; Metazoa; Chordata; Mammalia; Primates; Cebidae
Source: RefSeq, a predicted model, not a curated record
AUGGGAAGCCGCGGGGCUGCUGCCCAACCCGAGGGGGAAGGUAACGCGCUGUGGAAACGUGCGGGCCGCCCUCGCCGACCCCAGCCCUGCUCUGGCGCGGAGCCGGAGCCCAUGCAGCUUGGUUCCAUCCCCCGCCCCUCCCCUGUCCACAGUGCGCCGCCCGCCAGCGAGCCUUCGACGUGGCUGCAGGGGCGCCGGGACCACCCUCCCCCGAUACCCACAGCCCCGCCAUGUCUACGUUCUCCCGGCCCUGUCUCCUCACCGCCGCUGCCGCCGCCGCCGCUCUCCGGUCGGAGAUUCGGCGGCCCAGACCUUGUCCUGGCCGGGAACCGAGGGCUCCGCCUCAACGGGCCCGUGCUCGGCAACAGGGAGCUGAACGAGCUUGGUUCGGCGCGUGCGGCUCCCGCGUCGUCGGGCAGCCGAGCGCGCGCUGAGAGGACCGGCGGGCGAGCGAGCGCGCACACGAGAAAGCGCAGCCCCAAAGCGGCGCGCAGGGGUCUUGCGGCCCGGAAGAGGGGAGGGGCGAUGACCCGGGAAAGGGUUGGCGCCGCGCGGGAUCGGCUCGCGCGCCUGAGGGGCGGUGCCGUGGGCGGGGCUUCGCCUCGAGGCCGCCCCCAAGCCCCGGGCCUCGCCGCGCGGGGGACUACACACCCUCGUCCUGCCUAGACCCAGGCUCAGACCUUCCUCUGCGACGGCGCGGCCCUUAGCACCGCCGGUUCCUUCCCCGGCGAAGAGUCGCGCUGAGGAUCUGUGGGACCCCCGCCCGGCUGACCUAGGUGAGGAUACAAGAAGACAGCAAUCCACAAAGCAUACCCUCACCAGACACCAGAUCUGCUGGCACCUUGAUCUUUAACUUCCCCACCUCCAAACUAGAUGGGAUUUUACCAUGCUGCCUAGGCUGUUCCUGAACACCUGGGCUCAAGAUGUCCACCCACCUUGGCCUCCCAAAGUGCUGAGAUUACAGGUGUGAGCCACUACACCCAACCAAAGUGAUGACUCUUUAUUUUGGAAGUAUUGAUUAAUUCUGGACUCUUUAUUUCUGUGAUGUAUUUUUUAUUCAGUUUUAUUGUUUUGUAGGCAGAUAAUUCAUUAAAUACAUAACUAAAUGUUUUAAACAAUA